AUGGGAACAACCAGAGAAUGGAUCAAUGAAGACGAUGGACUUGCAAAGGUACUCAAGCACUAUGGUGUGAGACACAAGGUAGCUCAUCCACAGACAAAUGGGAAAGUUGAGGUUUCUAAUAGGGAGUUAAAGAGGAUUCUAGAAAAGACAGUUGCUUCAUCAAUAAAGGAUUGGUCUCAGAAGUUAGAUGAUGCUCUUUGGGCAUAUCGAACCACAAUGAAGACAACUAUUGGAUUAUCUCCUUUCCAAAUGGUCUAUGAAAAGGCAUUUCACCUUCUGGUGGAGAUGGAACAUCGAGCUCUGUGGGCCUUAAAAUUUUUGAAUUUUGAUCCUUGUGACACUGCAGAAAAGAGGAGAAGGCAAAUUAUUGAGCUUGAGGAUAUGCGGCUGCAUGCCUAUGAUUCUUCCAAGAAUUACAAAGAAAAGGUGAAAUUUUGUCAUGACAGGAAGCUGGUAAAAAAAGUCUUUAAUCCAGGACAGAGGGUGCUUCUGUUCAAUUCACGACUAAAACUUUUCCAUAAAAAGUUGAAGUCCAAGUGGUCUGGUCCGUUUAUGGUCAAGAAUGUCCUUCCACAUGGAGCAGUUGAGUUGACAGAUCCAUCCUUUUAA
This is a messenger RNA of Vigna angularis (adzuki bean), 609 nucleotides long. RefSeq lists its product as uncharacterized. Bases 1 to 609 code for a protein of 202 amino acids. Lineage: Eukaryota; Viridiplantae; Streptophyta; Magnoliopsida; Fabales; Fabaceae. The transcript is spliced from 2 exons. The record is from RefSeq and is a predicted model, not a curated record. Gene Ontology annotation, molecular function: nucleic acid binding. Gene Ontology annotation, biological process: DNA integration.